GUUGGUUACCAUAGUAACCCAAACGGUCAGGCGCUUCGGUGAACUGAGCGCUCGACGUUGACUUACACUUGUGGUAACUUUUGCCCUAUAUUUAAUUAUUUAGCUGCCUAACUGAGACACAACCAUGUCUAAGGAGAGGAGAGAAGCAAAGAGAGCAAACACCCAGGAUGACGCCUCUAAAAAUGAAGGGCUGAGUCCAACAUUGCCUGUACAGACCUUCGAUGAAUAUCAGUGCUGUGGAAAUGUGGAGAUCGACUUCCCUCGGCUUUGUUCUCUCCUGGACAUGAAGUAUAUUCCAGCUGCAAAGUCUCAGAUCACAGCCUCGUCUAGCUCUGGUACUAAAGGAGGAGGCACUGACAACAAGCCAGAGGAAAACACUGAACCUUUUUGGGAUAAGCCUUGUCUACACGUUGAGCUGUAUAAGGAAGACCCCCUCACUGCCAACACAUUGAGGGUUUCUGGGUGGAAAUUGAAUGAGCAGCUUUUCCGAGUGCUGAUGAAGAUGCUUCCUUCCAUGAAAUUGCUACGGAGGAUUCUGUUUUGGCAGGCGGGACUGACAGAUCAAAUGGUGAUCUCCCUCAUGAGCACAGUAUCUCUGUGCUCCAGCCUCAGAAUUGUGACACUGGAGGGCAACACCCUUCCAGAGCGGAGCCACCACCUUCUUCUCUCUGAGGACAGUGUUCUCACUCAGUUGUCCCUUCGAAAUAAUCGGAUUGGAGACGAAGGCGCUCGUCUCAUUGGUUUGGCCCUGUCAACAACCCGGUCCGCUAACAAGAACCUUACGUCACUCAACCUGGCAUUCAAUUCAAUUGGUGAUGCAGGAGCUAAGUACAUUGCACAGGGUCUACGGUUCAAUCGUACUUUGCGUUUUCUCGCGUUGACCAACAACCAUAUUGGAGACUCAGGAGCUGCUCAUCUGGCCGGGAUACUUUGUGAGUUUGCUCUAACUCAUGAAGAAAUAGUUGAGAGGAGGAAGCUCCUGCUGGAAAGAGGGCAGUCUUCUGCUUUUAGGGCUGAAGAAUCAUCUGCUGAACAGUCUGGUUCGGUGCUCAGCAGCUCAUCACUCAGUGUCAGCAGAGAGGAGAAUGAAGUCCCUACCAAAAAAAGGGAAGUGUCCAAAAAAGACAAGAAAGCAGCUGCUGACAAAGAAAACCAGAAGAUCAGCAAGAACCCUUCCGAUAAAAAGGGAUCUCAGAGUAAAGAUGGAAAGCCUGGAGGCAAAGAGGUAGAACCACCUGAACAGGAGCCCGAGUUGGUGGAGAACGUGCACCCCCUACUGGAUGAGGUGGUGAAUUACAGAGACGGACAGCUCUUUAUUCCCGGGAACACGACUCUCAUCUCUCUCUGUUUGGCAGGAAACAGGAUCACAGAGAAGUCAUUACCUCUGAUCCUGGCAUCACUGGAGAUGCAGCAUGAUAGAAAAAUACUGCCACGACUCUAUCUGCAGAGAAACCGCAUCCCACCAGAAUGUGAGAGUUACGUGAUGAUACAGAAACUGAUGGAGCAAAGAGAUCUACUUAAAAAGCAGCAAUGAACGUACAGAGACGAAGGGAGAGGAGGCACAAUUCAAGUUCCAAUGUCCUCUGUUUUAUAGCAAUAGGAGUUAUUGUUUUGUUCAUUUUUUUAAAAAAAUUUUUUAAAACAAGAUGGACAAAAAUGACAUAUCCAUGUAAUUUAGUUCUCACAUGCAGCUUAAGCUUCAACACACUGCCUAAAUUACAGUUACCAAUAACUCUUUAUUACGAUUUACGUGCUUAUAUGGGAAUGUGAAUAUAUAAUAUGACAGAACAUUUGAAUCGCUCCUUCUUCAUUAUGUUUUUCAUUGAAUGUGUCAGUUCCUCAGGCUACUCAGUGUAUAAAUUUACACUUUUAAAGAUUGUAUUGUGUAAACAGGAAAUAUAAGAAUCUGAAUGUACUUUUUAUUUUUAUUUAUUUUUUACCUUUGUGUUUUUUUUGUAUGUUUUUUUUUACCAAACAAACAACAUUAUUAAGCAUUAAUUCUUUCCAAAAAA
Mugil cephalus (flathead mullet) is the source of this 2012-nucleotide messenger RNA. RefSeq names its product leucine rich repeat containing 71 (gene lrrc71). Gene Ontology annotation, molecular function: protein binding. The coding region runs from base 125 to 1534 and encodes 469 amino acids. The record is from RefSeq and is a predicted model, not a curated record. The transcript is spliced from 16 exons. NCBI's taxonomy places the organism in Eukaryota, Metazoa, Chordata, Actinopteri, Mugiliformes, Mugilidae.